CCUGUUUGUUCGGCUUUCGGCUUCUUUACUCAUGCACUUCUUCACCACCUUCGCUUUCUUCCCUACUCUUUUAACUACCUUCAGCAUCCUCGACCGGCUGGUCUUUAGCUUUGAUUUUGCUGCCGACUUUCUAGAUUGCUUACUGAACCCCUCUUUGUUGUUAUUGCUUGCUUUUGUUCAGCGCUUACCUACGUCUCGUCCAUGGCAACAUGGCCUUGAUAUAUUCCCCGGCCUCCACCUAUACGGCGCACACCAAGCUGAGAAGAGCUUCCAUCCUCGUUGUACCCUCCUGUAGCGAGACCACAAACUCUAGAUCAACAUUGCCGUUUUCCUUGUACCAUGCGGCGCCAUGUGGUGCGUUCGAACUCUCUGCGCCCCUUCGAGUCAAGGCUCGAGGCGGUGCGUGCUAGUUGAAGAAGGUCGAACUUAG
Messenger RNA from Trematosphaeria pertusa, 430 nucleotides. RefSeq lists its product as uncharacterized. NCBI's taxonomy places the organism in Eukaryota, Fungi, Ascomycota, Dothideomycetes, Pleosporales, Trematosphaeriaceae. The coding region runs from base 32 to 295 and encodes 87 amino acids. The record is from RefSeq and is a predicted model, not a curated record. The transcript has a single exon.